Messenger RNA from Periophthalmus magnuspinnatus, 1792 nucleotides. RefSeq names its product dihydrolipoyllysine-residue succinyltransferase component of 2-oxoglutarate dehydrogenase complex, mitochondrial-like. The transcript has 14 exons. Gene Ontology annotation, cellular component: oxoglutarate dehydrogenase complex. NCBI's taxonomy places the organism in Eukaryota, Metazoa, Chordata, Actinopteri, Gobiiformes, Gobiidae. The coding region runs from base 62 to 1369 and encodes 435 amino acids. Gene Ontology annotation, biological process: tricarboxylic acid cycle. The record is from RefSeq and is a predicted model, not a curated record. Gene Ontology annotation, molecular function: dihydrolipoyllysine-residue succinyltransferase activity.
CGGCUUCCGUAUUCGCCGCUCCCAGAGUCUCUGCUAAAAGCCGCACAGUCGCCCGUGAACGAUGCUAUCACGCUCCCGGUGUGUGUACAGGACCCUCGGCCGCUCUUUGUCAGCGGUGAGCCAGGCUAAUAAUGUUCUGGUUCGGAGUGCAUCAGGUGAGUGCCAAUUAUGUGAAUAUCCAUCAGUUGCACAUGUCCUUCAAUUCAGAUCUUUCAAGACCUCAGCAGUUCACAGUGAUGAAGUUGUUGUGGUCAAAACUCCUGCUUUUGCUGAGUCUGUUUCUGAGGGAGACGUUAGGUGGGAGAAGGCUGUUGGGGACUCUGUGUCCGAAGAUGAAGUUGUGUGUGAGAUUGAAACUGACAAGACGUCAGUGCAGGUCCCAUCUCCUGCUCCUGGAGUAAUAGAGGAGCUGCUGGUCCCUGAUGGAGGGAAGGUAGAAGGAGGAACACCACUCUUCAAGCUCAGAAAAGGAGCUGCUGCAGCCAAAACUGUUCCAUCUACCGUAACAGAGGCUCCUGCUCCAUCUCCGCCCAGCCCCCCUCCACCCCCUGUACCACCUUCCCCUGUCCCUCCAAUGUUCUCGCCAGCAGCUCAAGCCAAACCAGUGGCAGCAGUCAAGCCCACUGCUGCUCCCCCAGCACCAGCUCCUCAAAAAGCCGGAGGCAGAGGAGAGAGCAGGGUAAAAAUGAACCGCAUGCGGCUCAGGAUCGCAGAGAGACUGAAGGAGGCUCAGAACACGUGCGCCAUGUUGACCACCUUUAAUGAAGUGGACAUGAGCAACAUACAGGAGAUGAGAAACCUUCAUAAGGAUGCCUUCCUCAAGAAACACAACAUCAAACUGGGUUUUAUGUCUGCUUUUGUGAAAGCGGCGGCUCAUGCUCUGACAGACCAGCCUGCUGUUAAUGCUGUUAUUGAUGAUACCACCAAAGAGAUUGUGUACAGGGACUAUGUAGACAUCAGUGUUGCUGUAGCAACUCCAAAGGGGCUUGUGGUCCCAGUGAUUCGCAAUGUUGAGGCCAUGAACUUUGCCGACAUUGAGAAAACCAUUAGCUCUCUGGGCGAAAAGGCUCGUAAGAAUGAGUUGGCUGUUGAAGACAUGGAUGGAGGGACAUUUACUAUCAGUAAUGGGGGUGUGUUUGGGUCUAUGUUUGGCACACCCAUCAUUAACCCUCCUCAGUCUGCCAUAUUGGGCAUGCACGGCAUAUUUGACCGACCAGUCGCUGUUAAAGGCAAGGUUGAGAUUCGGCCAAUGAUGUAUGUGGCUCUGACUUAUGAUCACCGCCUGGUGGAUGGAAGGGAGGCUGUCACUUUCCUGAGGAAGAUCAAAUCUGUGGUAGAAGACCCACGUCUGCUGCUCCUUGAUAUGUAACUGGGCAUUUGAACUCAACUGCCCAUAAAACCAAGACUUGAAAACUUCACAAAGUCGCCUAAAAGUACAGUUUCAUUCAGAUGUACUAUUCAGACAUUAUGGUUGUUCCUUAGCAUGUCUUACACAUAAUUGACAUGUAUGUCUAUCUUGUUUUUUACUAUUUAUAUUUAUAUUUCCUUUUGGUUUCAGAUCUCAGUUGUGGUUAAAAGUAUGCUCUGAUCUGAAAUUAUCUGAUCAUUUUUAUAAUGGCACACGUGGGUAUUCUGUUAGGGUCCAUAUUUACUGCACACAAUAAGGCUGUACUAUUGCUUGAGCAGAUUUUCCAUGUUCAUGCUAUUUAGAUAACUCAUUUUAAACAAUAAACAUUUAUUGUUUAUCUAUUUGUGUAUUAUAUAUUUGGUUCUGUAACAUUUGUGCAGGAAU